Molecule: messenger RNA, 363 nt
Organism: Diversispora eburnea
Lineage: Eukaryota; Fungi; Glomeromycota; Glomeromycetes; Diversisporales; Diversisporaceae
Source: the annotation of a GenBank genome assembly
AUGUUACCAAUAAUGUUACUAAAUGUUAUGACUUUAAGUAAAGUUAAAAGAAACGAAGAUCAACAAAAAUUUGAACAAGAAAACAAAAAUGCAUCUGAAGAAAUUGACGAAUCACGAUUAAAAAUUCAAUCUACCAAAUCCAAUGAUGAAAAAAUUCUAAAAGAAUGUAAUGAAUACGAAUCAGAAAAUUUGGAAUUGACGAAAAUGAUUGAAAACAUUAAAAAAGCAUUAAUUCAAUUGGAAAGAGAAAUAGGUCCAACCGUCAGAUCAUCCGGUGUGAGAUUAGAAGAAACCGAUAAUAUAGUCGAUUAUGUUCUAGAUUUUCAAAGGAGAGUUGUUGGUGGUUGUCUUUUACAACCUUAA